AUGACCAUCAAUGCAUCGCAAAGGAUCUGCUAUCAUUCAGAAUAUCUCGUAGAAUUCAAAAAAAAAAUUCCAAAAAAAAUAUUUCAAGAACUCGAACCCACAUGUCCCCGAUCAGCACACAUCCAGCUUAACCAGUACACCAAAGGCGCAUAUGAGCGGCCGGCGCAUUGUUUUCUUAUAACACCGCCACGCGCGCGCUUUUAG
This is a messenger RNA of Caenorhabditis briggsae, 204 nucleotides long. The transcript has a single exon. Lineage: Eukaryota; Metazoa; Nematoda; Chromadorea; Rhabditida; Rhabditidae. The coding region runs from base 1 to 204 and encodes 67 amino acids. The record is from RefSeq and is a predicted model, not a curated record.